Molecule: messenger RNA, 8220 nt
Organism: Thunnus maccoyii (southern bluefin tuna)
Lineage: Eukaryota; Metazoa; Chordata; Actinopteri; Scombriformes; Scombridae
Gene: tnksa
Product: tankyrase, TRF1-interacting ankyrin-related ADP-ribose polymerase a
Exons: 29
Coding region: 317-4153 (1278 amino acids)
Molecular function (GO): protein binding; NAD+ poly-ADP-ribosyltransferase activity
Source: RefSeq, a predicted model, not a curated record
GCCAACCCCCAAAUAUAAUAUAUAAUAUUUAAUGUCGCCCAUAAUUAAAGCAUAUUUUGUGAUUUAAACAUUAAUCAGAGACUAAAACAAGUUUCUGAUAAAUAUUUGUGUAAAUUGGUAAGUGACCACAUUUUUUGCAAAGUCAUUAAUCUUCCAUAUGAUUCUCUGUAAUAUUAUAAAGGUGCCUCCCAGUGAGACUUUUGUUUAUUCCAAACAGUCCAUUUAAUGUAAUCCCAAUGAGCCCGAGCGGAAGUUUGACUUUCCUCGGCAGGAAAUUGUCAGCAGUGUUUUUGUUGCUAGUGGGGACUGUUGUGUUAUGAAAAUGGCGACGCCUCGUCGCUCCUCUCAGCAGCAGCAGCCAAACUCCUUGCUGUCCUCCCCGCCCCGCGGCUCCCCUCGCCCCGGGACCCCACCUGGUUCCCCGCCGGGACCCUCCGACGAUGCCACCCCGCUUUCCCACGGAGACAGGAUAGAGAACACGGCUGACGGUGAGGCAACUCCGGCCUCUCCCACUACCACCUCCCCUGCUCCGGCCCUCAGCAGCAGCGGCAGCAGCAGCAGCACUAGCAGCAGCGCUAGCUCCCCGACCACCACCGAGGGCAGCGGGACCAGCGCAGGCUCUACGCCCGACUCGGGAAGCAGUGACCCGGGCAGCGGUAGCAGCGGCGGUGGUACAAACGGGGCUUUCAGGGAGCUGUUUGAAGCCUGUCGUAACGGGGAUGUCUCGAGGGUGAAGAAACUCGUGGAUGCGGUGAAUGUGAACGCAAAAGACAUGGCAGGACGCAAAUCGACACCCCUGCAUUUCGCAGCAGGUUUUGGGAGGAAAGAUGUGGUGGACCACCUGCUUCAGACGGGCGCCAAUGUGCACGCUCGGGACGACGGGGGUCUGAUCCCGCUUCACAACGCCUGCUCGUUUGGCCACUCUGAGGUGGUGUCCUUGCUGCUGUGUCAGGGGGCCGACCCUAACGCUCGAGACAACUGGAACUACACGCCGCUACAUGAGGCUGCCAUCAAGGGCAAGAUAGAUGUCUGUAUAGUGUUACUGCAGCAUGGAGCCGACCCCAACAUCCGCAACACCGAUGGCAAGUCUGCCCUGGACCUGGCUGAACCCUCCGCCAAGGCCGUGCUCACAGGUGAAUACAAGAAGGAUGAGCUGCUGGAGGCGGCGAGGAGUGGAAACGAGGAGAAGCUAAUGGCCUUGCUCACUCCGCUCAACGUCAACUGCCAUGCGAGCGACGGCCGCAAGUCCACUCCGCUCCACCUGGCAGCAGGAUACAACAGGGUGAGGAUCGUUCAGCUGUUACUACAGCACGGAGCAGAUGUUCAUGCCAAGGACAAGGGUGGUCUGGUUCCUCUACAUAACGCCUGCUCCUACGGACACUAUGAAGUUACCGAGCUGCUGCUGAAGCACGGAGCCUGCGUGAACGCCAUGGACCUGUGGCAGUUCACCCCGCUCCACGAAGCGGCGUCUAAAAACCGUGUGGAGGUCUGCUCUCUGCUGCUGAGCCACGGGGCCGACCCGACCCUGCUCAACUGCCACAGCAAAAGCUCCGUGGACAUGGCGCCCACUCCUGAGCUGAAGGAGAGACUCACAUAUGAGUUUAAGGGCCACUCACUGCUUCAAGCUGCUCGAGAAGCUGACAUGGCCAAGGCUAAGAAGUCCCUCGCAUUGGAGAUUAUCAACUUCAAACACCCUCACACACACGAGACCGCGCUGCAUUGUGCAGUAGCAUCGCCACACCCCAAGAGGAAACAGGUGACGGAGCUGCUGUUGAGGAAGGGCGCCAACGUCAAUGAGAAGAAUAAAGAUUUCAUGACUCCUCUCCAUGUGGCAGCAGAGCGGGCUCAUAACGACAUUAUGGAGGUGUUACAGAAACAUGGGGCCAAGGUGAACGCACUGGACACGCUGGGUCAGACGGCGUUGCAUCGCGCAGCGCUGGCAGGCCACCUUCAGACCUGCAGGCUGUUGCUAGGAUACGGGGCAGACGCCUCGCUGGUGUCACUGCAGGGUUUCACUGCUGCUCAAAUGGGAAAUGAAGCCGUUCAGCAAAUUCUCAAUGAGAACGUCCCAGUGAGAAACUCAGACGUGGACUAUAGACUUCUGGAAGCUGCUAAAGCCGGAGACCUGGACACGGUCAAGUCAUUGUGUACGGCUCAGAAUGUGAAUUGUAGAGAUCUGGAGGGACGACACUCCACUCCCCUUCACUUUGCUGCUGGCUACAACAGAGUGUCGGUGGUGGAGUACCUGCUGCACCACGGGGCUGACGUGCACGCCAAGGACAAAGGUGGUCUGGUUCCUCUCCAUAAUGCCUGUUCGUAUGGUCACUACGAGGUGGCAGAGCUGCUGGUCAGACACGGAGCCUCGGUCAACGUGGCCGACUUGUGGAAGUUCACACCGCUCCAUGAAGCCGCUGCCAAGGGCAAAUAUGAGAUCUGCAAACUGCUGCUCAAGCACGGAGCGGACCCCACCAAGAAGAACCGAGACGGGAACACGCCUCUGGACCUUGUGAAGGAUGGGGACACGGACAUCCAGGACCUCUUGAGAGGAGACGCUGCGUUGCUGGACGCAGCCAAGAAGGGCUGCCUGGCCAGGGUGCAGAAGUUGUGUAGCCCCGAUAACAUCAACUGCCGGGACACGCAGGGACGCAAUUCCACUCCGCUGCACCUCGCAGCUGGUUACAACAACUUGGAGGUAGCAGAGUAUCUGUUGGAACAUGGAGCUGAUGUGAAUGCACAGGACAAAGGAGGGCUGAUACCUUUGCAUAAUGCUGCUUCAUAUGGGCACGUGGACAUAGCCGCGCUGCUGAUUAAGUACAACACGUGCGUCAACGCCACAGACAAGUGGGCGUUCACUCCCCUCCACGAAGCGGCCCAGAAGGGGCGGACUCAGCUCUGUGCUCUGCUGUUGGCCCAUGGAGCCGAUCCCACCAUGAAAAACCAGGAGGGACAGACGCCACUGGACUUGGCAACGGCCGAUGACAUUAGAGCAUUGCUUAUUGACGCCAUGCCGCCAGAUGCCCUGCCAAGCUGCUUAAAACCUCAGGCAACUGUGGUGAGUGCAAGUGUGGUGAGUACAGGCGCCACAGCAGGCGUGGUCAUCUCUCCUUCUCCAUCCCCGUCCUGCCUGUCAGCAGCCAGCAGCAUAGACAACCUGACCACGCCCCUCAGUGACAUCACAGCGGCCGGUGCCACCGGAACGGCAGACGGAGCAUCUGGGUCCGACAGGAAGGAAGGAGAAACAGCUCUGCUGGACAUGACCAUCAACCAGUUCUUAAAGAGUCUGGGGCUGGAACACCUCCGAGACAUCUUCCAGAGGGAACAGAUUUCGCUGGAUGUGCUGGCAGACAUGGGUCACGAGGAGCUCAAAGAGAUCGGCAUCAACGCUUACGGGCACAGACACAAACUCAUCAAGGGCAUCGAGAGGCUGCUGGGAGGCCAGCAAGGUGCAAACCCGUACCUGACGUUCCACUGCUCCAGUCAGGGCACCGUGCUGAUCGACCUGGCACCGGAUGAUAAGGAGUUCCAGUCUGUGGAGGAGGAACUACAGAGCACUAUCAGAGAACACCGCGAUGGAGGCAACGCAGGCGGAGUCUUCAGCCAGUACAACAUCAUCAAGAUUCAGAAGGUGGUGAAUAAGAAGUUAAGGGAGAGAUACGCACACAGACAAAAGGAAAUUGCAGACGAGAAUCAUAACCACCACAACGAGCGUAUGCUGUUUCACGGCUCUCCCUUCAUCAACGCCAUCAUUCAUAAGGGCUUUGACGAGCGCCACGCCUACAUUGGCGGCAUGUUCGGCGCCGGGAUCUAUUUUGCAGAGAACUCCUCCAAAAGCAACCAGUACGUGUACGGGAUUGGUGGAGGCACAGGAUGUCCCACCCACAAAGACCGCUCCUGCUACGUGUGUCACAGGCAGAUGCUGUUCUGCAGGGUGACGCUGGGUAAGUCGUUUCUUCAGUUCAGUGCGAUGAAAAUGGCCCACGCCCCCCCUGGACACCACUCUGUUAUAGGACGGCCCAGUGUUAACGGACUGGCGUACGCAGAGUACGUCAUCUACAGAGGGGAGCAGGCUUAUCCAGAAUACUUGAUCACCUACCAGAUCGUGAAGCCGGAGAGUGUGGCCGCUCCUGCUGCCACCGCUGAGCAGAAGUCCUAAAACACAACCACAGCUGGAUCAGAAGAUAUAGUGGACUAGAGGCACUCUCUCAGAGAACUGAACUAGAAGGCGUUUCAAACCUCUGACCCAAAAUAAAAGUCUCCAGAGCUGAACUUGAGGUGGGUGAGGUUAAGUGUGGACCAGGUGCGAGACCCUUGAAAAUGGACCCAGACAUUUCUAAGCAGCAGAAGAAGAACAGGAAGAUGAGGAGGCAGUGUCUUUGAGUUUUAGGGGUACAAUACAUGCAUAGUCCUAAGCAGCAGAAUGCAAAAAUCCAUCAGAUUCUUUAAUUAAUUGGAUCUAAUUCUGCAGAACAAAGAAAUGGUUUGAUCCACAGCUCUGGAAGUGUAUCAGUAAGCCAAUUUUUUAAUUUGCAAGGCCUCCAGCUUGAUUCUAUAAAAGCGAUUAAGAAAACAAUUAGAACAAGACACAGUCCAAAGCAAAACAAACACUCCUGAUUUAGCACCUUUGCACUGCUCGUGUAUUCUACCCCGAGUUUUUAAUGUGUUGUUUUGAUCGUGUCCUCUUUCGGCUUCGUGCAUCAUCCGCAGCUAAACAAUACCCUGAGGCCACAGCUAUUGUCGUGCUGAACAGAACAGAAAUCAUGCGAGGCUGAUGCGUCUCUGUAUGUCUCACAUCGUCUCUGUUGUAAACAAAGAAAAAAGAUGAAAUGAGUGCGAGCGCAGACGAGUGAAAGAGAUUAUGAUGGACAAAUACCCAGAAGUUAAUAAGAAGAAAAACAAACAGGACACUAAGAGACCACAAUCCACUGCUGCUACAGUGACGGCUGCAGACUUUCCACUACAGUCCGAACAGGGACCAUCUUCAACAGACCAAACCAAGUUCAUAUCAGAGCUGCUGUAGCCGCUGCCAGCAAAACAGUGAAGAAACAUAAUAUGGUCAUCACUUAUAAAGGCAUUUUUAGGUUUACGUUGCCAGAUAACCCCAAUUCUUCAAAGGUGUUUGUGGAGCGGAGUUGUGACAAGUAAGCAGCAACCACAGAUGCCGUCAAUUAAGCCAACAUUCCCUGAACAUACCACUUUUUGAGCCCUGCUUUCAUUUAAAUGAAAACAGUUAUGGGAAAAUUUGUCCCAAUUAGGAACAAGAUUGUCACAACAAAAAAGAAUUUGGAGGCUUUCCCAUUCAAUUUGAUUGUCCGUUUUGAAGUGGUCAUCAUAGGAACUACAUCUAAUAGAACUUCCACAUCAGCUUUGACUUGCCAAACGUGGUGGUUGCUGCUUGUUUCAGCCCAGUUCAGAUUAAAACAGUCCAAAUUCGCUCUUUUACCAGAACCAGGAGGACCACGAGAGACCAGACUUGUGACACAGUCACAUGUUCAUGCAUAUACACUGCACACAAACUUGUUCACACACUGAACACUCUCCUCUUUUAAUUACAGCUGCAUUUGGCAGCUGAAACUAGCACACUGUUGGCUCAGAAACAGUAGGUAGAGUUUGAACUUCAGUUCCUAGAAAAGUCACUAACGCCAUGUUUACCGACCCUGAGAGAUCGGUGAUCUAAUACACCAGAGGAGCCCAAAAAGAGAGAUAAAAGAUGAAAACAUUAAUUCAAGCUUCCAGAGGUCUGACUGGAAAAAAAUGGAACAUUAUUCUCUUUUAAGCUUGGUGAUUAAUCCUGAUUUUGUCUAGUGCAGCUUUACAUUUACACCUCUGUCAUUCAUUCAGUUACAUCUGAGGCAUCUUUUUGUUUUGUAUCUGAAUGUCUUUCAGAUCCAAAAUUUUCCCUGUUGUUGUUGUUGUUGUUUACAUGAAACUGCUGCCUUCCAACCCCUUUCCUCUCUACAUGUAACCCCUUGGUGGUUGAUGCCCCCUAGUGGUGCGACAGAGGAAUUACAGGCUUGCAGCAGAUGGAGUGUUAGUACUAUUUAUUUGUGUUUUUUAGUCAUAUAACAGGCAUUUAUUCCAUUUUUGUUCACUUCCUGUCAUCUUUUCUUUAUUUUUCCCUUAUUUUUACACUCCUGAGUUUACAAUCCUCAAACAUGAAGCAAAUGUGAAAGGUGAGCUUAAGUCAUUCAGCCGGCUGGUCACAGGCUGCAAAAAGAUAUUUAUAUAGUCAGGUAUCUGCAGGUUGACUGAGGAUGAUGAUGAAGAGGAUAACGGAUAUGUUGUAUAUGAAGAUGAGCUGUCACACAUCUGUUUGUGUCAAACCUCAUAACAGCAAGAUUAGCAAACUCCUCACACUAUGUACUGUAAGCUUGAUUUUAUUUUACUAUACUGACUAUGUUUUUUCUGCUGAUAGUUUAUUUGUUCUGUACGUUAUUUUUUAACACUGUACACCACACGGGACCACAUACAGUUUAGUGUCUUUCAUGGUGAUUACUUCAGAUUAUGUCAAGCAAUGCUGAAAUCUUGUAAAACGGAAACAGAAAUGCCCUUAAAAGGUUUUGAAAAUGAACAGAUUGCUUUGAAAGUACUCGUAAAGUCAUUAUGAUACAGUUUACCAUAAUCAGACCCACAUACAUGUGAUUGUUUAAAGAUUUUUAAACAUCAGGCAUUAGUCAGGGAUGGGAUUUUUAAGAAUUUGAACACAAAACAUAUCGAGAGUUUGAUAUUUGCUCUCCGUUUAUCCUAACACUGUUAGCAUUACAGUGUCUACCUGUCAAACUCAGAUUUCAGCUGAUUUGCGCUUCAUUGAAAGGUGAAGAUGACGUUGGUCUGAGCCAAGUGUGAAACAAGCAUUAAGUCCUUGUUUAGUGUGAAGUAAGAGUCUUUCUUCAAGUGGUUCCAGUGAGAGUUAAGUGGCAGCUCAAAAUAGCCGCCUCUCUGACUAACAGACUAAACCUUUUUAUCAGAUUAUUUUCAAGCCGUGAAGUUUUCACACUAGAAUUUUUCCCUCAGUUUUGCAAAACCAUCUGCAGCCCACAUUUGAUAGUAAUAGUUCAUCCCAAUAACAAUGAAUGAUAUCAUACAUAAUUUAUGUAGCAGCACAUUUCAACAAAUUACUAAGUGAUUAAUUACGGGGGAAAUGAAAAGGAAAUUAAUUAAAACUGAAAUAGAAAUGAAAAGACGGAAUAACAACCGAUGACUAAACUUGAAAUGAGAAAAUGAAUAAUCUUGAAAUUAAAUGAUAAUGGAAGUUUUUUUUUGGAGGAAAAACAAAAGAGUUGCAGUGCAGGGACACAGUUAACACAAAUGUAAAAUCCAGUCUGUUAACUCUUUUUUUAGAUGCGCCUGAAGAUCAGAUUUUUACCUGCCUUGAAGAUCUAAUGGGAAACUUACAUUUCUCUAAAAAUCAAUACAUAAUAAUCAAAUGAUUGUUUUUCCAUUUCACAAAAUGCCCAGAUCUUGAUCUAUAAAGCUCAGAAUAGAGUUUUAAACUGAUCAAUGUCACUACAGGCGGCAUGGGACAAAAAACAAACAAACAAAUUAAUAGUUUUUUGGAAACCAGCAAAAAUUUUGACAUUUCCCUGUUUUUAACACCUUUUACAUCAUCUUCAAUCAAACAAACUCUGCACUAGAACAGAGGUUUCAGAUAAAGUGGCAGCAUCACUGUUGGCUCUCAGAACAGACAGAGCAGGUGGAGUUUAUGGAGUUGACCUCAUUAAGGUCAGCAGAACUGUAUGAUUUAUCAGAAGAGAGCUGAGGCUUUGUUUUAAAUGAGACUGUAAAUAAACUAACUCCAGAUGGGCCUUUUAACAGGUCUUUUAUGGAUAAUUUUGAGUUUAUUUUUCUUGGGUUUUUUUCCUUUGAAAGACUUUUCAAAGACUUUUUUAUGUGAUAACUGUUUGAAUCAUGUUUUUCGCUGAUCUGUGUCUACUUAUCUGUCUCAAGGGCCAGUCAGCCAUGUUGUUGUAAAUAGUUUGGAGCGCUGUGUGCGAGUGUGUGUGGGUGCGUGCGAGCGUGUGUGUUCAGUUAAUCCAUGUCUCACCUUCUGACCUGCCUUCUACCAAAAACCACCAGUUUAAUUAACACAUUUCCUCAUCAGUUAUGUUUGACCUCCUGUUGUACAGACGGUUGUACAGAGCUGCUGACCAGCUAACACGCGGAACAAAGAAACUCCUUCACUCUUGUACAGAAGAAAAUCCUUAAUAAAAGAACUUAACAAAC